CCGAUUGCACAUGACAGACAGCCAACACCGCCGACGCUGCACUCUCCACGCCCGAGACAUGAAAGUCCUCUGCCAGAGGAUCUCCAUGGCCUGCAAUGGCCGCACAAUCUACACUGCGACAGCCGCAUGAUCCGCUCCUCGCCCUCUACAAGCACUAUGCGGUCCUGCUCCGCACCCGCGUCGGCGAUGCCUCGAAGCUCACGAAGCUGCUCUCCGCCAUCACGCUCGCGCUCACCAUAAUCGGCUCGGGCUAUGGCGCGCGGACGUGGUACCAGAAAACCCGCGCCGAGAAAGAGACGGGGCGGCGGCUGUUGAGGCGCAAUUCGGGCCUGCGAGGGAAGGACGGGUCCCGGACGAUCUACGUGCCAUACCGAGACUCGACGUCCAAGGUGGUCAUCCACCCGACCAAGCCCACCACCUUCGAUGCGCAUCGUCGCCUCUUCCUCCAGCCGCCGCGCGCCGCGCGCAUGGCCGACGCAAGCAACCCGCAAGCACCGCCGCCGCAGACCAAGCCCGGCCUGAACCUCGCCUUCCUGCACCAGUUCCUGAGCCUGCUGAACAUCAUGAUCCCGCGAUGGAACAGCAAGGAGUCUGGCUUGCUCAUCAGCCAUAGUGUCUUCUUGAUGCUGAGGACCUACUUGUCGCUGGUGGUCGCGCGACUAGACGGAGAGAUUGUCCGCGAUCUGGUUGCAGGCAACGGGAAGGCUUUCCUGUGGGGCAUCGUCAAGUGGCUCGGAGUUGGCACCUUUUCGUCCUACACAAACGCCAUGAUCAAAUUCCUGCAGUCCAAGGUCUCCAUUGCUUUCAGGACGCGACUCACGAGAUACAUCCACGAUCUCUACCUGAACGACCACCUCAAUUACUACAAACUGCACAACUUGGAUGGCGGAGUAGGCCAGGGUGCAGACCAGUUCAUUACCCAAGACCUCACCUUGUUCUGCGCAUCUGCGGCAUCCCUCUAUUCUUCCCUCGGCAAGCCGUUCGUCGACAUCUGCGUGUUCAACUAUCAGCUCAUCCAGUCGCUGGGUCCGUUGGCUUUCACUGGACUGUUGAGCAACUACUUCCUCACCGCGACGAUUCUGCGACGUCUGUCCCCUCCAUUCGGCAAGCUCAAAGCCGUCGAAGGCCGUAGAGAAGGCGACUUCAGAGCGCUGCACUCUCGCUUGAUCGCAAACGCCGAAGAAGUCGCUUUCUACGGGGGCGAUGAGAUGGAGAAACACUUUCUCGACAAAGGUUUCAAGGAUCUCAAGCACUGGAUGGAAGGCAUCUACAGCUUGAAGAUCCGCUACAACAUGCUCGAGGACUUUGUGCUCAAGUACUCUUGGUCAGCCUUUGGCUACCUGAUCACUUCGCUUCCCGUCUUCCUUCCCGCCUGGGGCGGCCUAGGUAGCACACAAGAGCUAUCUGGCGGCGAGAAGCAGAACAGGGAACGGAACCGCAUGAAAGAUUUCAUUACCAACAAGCGGCUCAUGCUCUCGCUUGCGGACGCUGGAGGCCGCAUGAUGUACUCUAUCAAAGAUCUCUCGGAACUUGCUGGUUACACAUCACGUGUGUACACUCUCAUCAGCACAUUGCACCGCGUCCACUCAGACUCCUACCACCCUACCCCCGGCACGCGCCCAGAACUCUAUUCUGUGUCCGACGUCCAAGGGACAGUCCACAAAGGCUUCGACGGCGUCCGUCUCGAACACGUGCCUGUCGUCGCACCAGCCUUAUACCCCAUGGGCGGUGACGAGCUCAUCGAAUCUCUCUCUUUCAUCGUCCACUCAGGCGAGCACCUCCUCAUCGCCGGACCCAACGGCGUCGGCAAGAGCGCCGUCGCGCGCAUCGUCGCCGGCCUGUGGCCCACCUACCGCGGUCUUGUCAGCCGGCCGCGCACCAUCGGCACAGAUGGCAUCAUGUUCCUCCCUCAGCGGCCGUACCUCAGCACAGGCACUCUGCGCGACCAGGUCAUCUACCCGCACACCGAGGUCGACAUGAAGGCCGCGGGCCGCCGCGACAUCGAGCUCAGCCAGAUCCUCGAGGAGGCAAAGCUGGGCUACAUCCCCGACCGCGAGGGCGGCUGGGACACCAAGAAGGUGUGGAAAGACGUCUUCAGCGGCGGCGAGAAGCAGCGCAUAGGCAUUGCGCGGCUGCUGUACCACGAGCCGCGGUACGCGUUCAUCGACGAGGGCACCAGCGCUGUGUCGUCCGAUGUCGAGGGCCUGCUGUACGAGCGCGCCAAGGCGAAGGGAAUUACGCUCAUCACAAUCUCCACCCGCGCCUCCCUCAAGCGGUACCACACGUACACGCUCACGCUCGGCAUGGGCGAACAGGGCGACGAGUGGGAGUUCCAGCGCAUCGGCACCGAGAGCGAGAAGUCGAGCGUGGAAAAGGAGCUUGCGGAGCUGCGCGAGCGGCUCGCCAAGGUCGAGCAGUGGACGAAGCGGAAGCAGGAGAUUGACGCGGAGCUGGCGCGCGUGUGGCUCGAGGGCGGCGACGAGCUUGCGCCGCCGGCGUAUGCGGAGGUCGCUGACGAGCAGGAGUCGGACGCGUAUGCGGAGGUCGCUGACGAGCAGGAGUUGGACGCGUAUGCGGAGGUCGCUGACGAGCAGGAGUUGGACGCGUAUGCGGAGGUCGCUGACGAGCAGGAGUCGGACGCGCACCAAGGCGGCGACGUGGGCGAUGCGUAACGACGUGCUGGCAGGCGGCAUGUACACGGUUGUAUGAUUAAGUGCACUUGCAUUUUGCUCUAGAACUGCAUAAGAAACACUACGAGACGCCUCCUUUU
This is a messenger RNA of Paraphaeosphaeria sporulosa, 2770 nucleotides long. Its product is annotated as peroxisomal ABC transporter-like protein. Gene Ontology annotation, biological process: peroxisome organization; very long-chain fatty acid catabolic process; fatty acid beta-oxidation. The transcript has 2 exons. Gene Ontology annotation, molecular function: ATP hydrolysis activity; long-chain fatty acid transmembrane transporter activity; ABC-type transporter activity. Gene Ontology annotation, cellular component: peroxisomal membrane. The coding region runs from base 96 to 2672 and encodes 858 amino acids. The record is from RefSeq and is a predicted model, not a curated record. Lineage: Eukaryota; Fungi; Ascomycota; Dothideomycetes; Pleosporales; Didymosphaeriaceae.